Lonchura striata (white-rumped munia) is the source of this 1645-nucleotide messenger RNA. RefSeq names its product forkhead box J1 (gene FOXJ1). Gene Ontology annotation, cellular component: nucleus. The record is from RefSeq and is a predicted model, not a curated record. Gene Ontology annotation, molecular function: DNA-binding transcription factor activity, RNA polymerase II-specific; RNA polymerase II cis-regulatory region sequence-specific DNA binding. Gene Ontology annotation, biological process: regulation of transcription by RNA polymerase II. Lineage: Eukaryota; Metazoa; Chordata; Aves; Passeriformes; Estrildidae.
CCGGCCCGGCCCCACACCCACCGGGCUCUCUUUCCCCGUUGCUUUUCGUCCUCCCCCCUCCCCUUUUAUUUUUUGUAAUUUUUUGGUAUUUUUUCCCCCGUCCUCUCCAGUUUUUCCAGAAGCUUCUUAGCGUGUCGUGAACUUUGCCUCUCGGGGGACGACAGCGACACCGGGACGGGGAUUUGCCCCAUCCCUUCCCUCCCGUUCACGUGCAGCCUGGGAAGCACUGAGGGAGGCAUGGCGUGGCCCAGCCGAGCACUGAAAGCCAAGGGCAAACUGGAGGAAGACCUGGAUGACAGCCUGCCAGACCUCAUGUGGCUGAGGGACUUCACAGUGGCCCAGACUGGCCUGCCUCAGUUAUACUCUGGCUCAGACCCCCAGGAUUGCUACACCAUGAGUGAGAGUCUGUUCAGCCUGGUUGAUUUUGAGUCCCCGUGCUCACCCCUGGCUGCUGACCCGGCCUGCAAGGGCACACGCCACACCCCCUGCACGCCCGUCUCCUCCUCCACCUCCUCCACCAUGCACCACGACCUGGCUGUGCCCCCUCAUCUGGCAGGGGACAUCGACUACAAGACCAACCCUCAUGUCAAGCCACCCUACUCCUAUGCCACCCUCAUCUGCAUGGCCAUGGAAGCCAGCAAUAAACCCAAAAUCACCCUCUCUGCCAUCUACAAGUGGAUUACUGACAACUUCUGCUACUUCCGACACGCUGAUCCCACCUGGCAGAACUCCAUCCGCCACAACCUCUCCUUGAACAAGUCCUUCAUCAAGGUGCCUCGAGAGAAAGACGAGCCAGGGAAAGGUGGAUUUUGGAAGCUGGACCCCUACUAUGCCAACCGGCUCAAGUACGGGACUUACAAAAAGCGGAGGAUGUCUCCGGUGCAGAUCCACCCGGCCUUCUCCGGGAGAGUCCAGAAAGAAGCACGGCACGUUGGCAGCCCGGCCUCUUCUUCCUGCAGCUCCAGCAACCUCCUCGAGGCCAACGUGGCAUCUCAGCAGCUGCUCAAAGAGUUUGAGGAAAGCACCAGCAGCCAGAGCUGGAACCCCGUGGGUACCAAAGCGGGGCAGAAGCGCCAGCAGCCCUCGCCCCUGCCCACGGCCAAGGCGUCUCGGCUUCCCAGCUCGGCCCUGAUGACCCAGGAGGAGCAGACUGAGCUGGGGUCACUGAAAGGUGUCUUUGACUGGGAAACUGUCUUUAACACCAACCUCAACGGAGAUUUCUCCACGUUGGUGGAUAUGGAGCUCCCACCUCCCGUCAACGCUGUCACGUGCGACCUGGACUGGACAGGACAAGGGCAGCACAUGGAGUGUCCCCAGGGGCAGGAGCAAGUCGCCACCGAAUCCAACCAGUACAGCCUGGACUUUAAUGAAACCCUCAUGGCCACGACUUUCUUGGAGCAUCCCUGGGAUGAAGGGACAAGCGAUUACCUCUCCAACUGUGUCAACAUUGACCAGGUGUUUGAAGACAUCGAUGCCUCUUUGCUGGCAGAUGUCAUCAACCUGAGCAGUCUGGCUCGCCUCUUGUAAGGUGUUUGUAGGAUGCUCUCCCCAAGCUGGGACUUACAAGGGACAAGAUUUCCUAGAGAUGCCCACGGUGACUUUUACCAGCUUCAUUGUAAGGUUAUUCUCAGAAACACCAGGGAAA